Messenger RNA from Asparagus officinalis (garden asparagus), 1570 nucleotides. Its product is annotated as probable protein S-acyltransferase 17. Gene Ontology annotation, cellular component: Golgi apparatus; endoplasmic reticulum. The coding region runs from base 123 to 1364 and encodes 413 amino acids. The transcript has 10 exons. Lineage: Eukaryota; Viridiplantae; Streptophyta; Magnoliopsida; Asparagales; Asparagaceae. The record is from RefSeq and is a predicted model, not a curated record. Gene Ontology annotation, molecular function: protein-cysteine S-palmitoyltransferase activity. Gene Ontology annotation, biological process: protein targeting to membrane; peptidyl-L-cysteine S-palmitoylation.
UCGUCCAAAUAUUAAAUAAAUAAAUAAAAAAUCAAAGCCCCGGUUCACUGGUCGAUCGUCGAAUCAUCGAUCGAUCAUCGACUCAGAGAGAUAGAGAGAGAGAGAGAGAGAGAGAGAGAGAGAUGGGGCUUCAGUGGGCUCUGGUGGCCCACGGACUGAUCACCGCCGUGGUGGUGAUCUCCUUGCUCUGCGGGCAAUGGCCCAUAUUUCAAGGAACCUUGAUCGAGCGAAUCCACUACUUCAUCACCUACGGCGCCUACGAUUACUUCUUAAUGUCGGGUGCUCCAGCGAAGGAGUCUACGGGUUCCACCAAUAUCCCCGUACCCCCCGUGAAAGAUAGAAGGAACUCAGGAGACAUUGGUUGGGAGUUUGGAUUUUGUCCGGACCCAAAAAAUUUGAAUAUUGUGCAAUGCAAACUAUGUGGGCAUAAGCUAUUUUAUCUGGGCAUACUUGGUGUGACUUACGGUAUCAUUGUAAACUCAUCUUUCAGAUAUAUUCCUAAUUAUUAUGUUUGUGAAUCGCACAGAUACUUGAGCAUAUUAGCAAUCGGUGUGGGAAUUAUACUCUUUCUCUUGACUAGCUUCUCUGAUCCAGGAACUGUGAAUUCUGAAAAUGUAUCAAAUUACCUAUCUGCUUAUCCUUAUGAUAAGAUCAUAUAUGUGGAAAAGGAAUGUCGAACUUGCAAAAUUCCAAAACCCGCUAGGUCUAAGCAUUGCGGAAUUUGUGAUCGAUGCAUUGCCCGAUUUGACCACCAUUGUGGCUGGAUGAAUAAUUGCAUAGGAGAGAAAAACAUCCGAUACUUUAUGGCUUUUCUACUUUGGCACUUUUUGAUCUGUUUGUAUGGAGCAAUUGUCCUUGGCUUGAUUCUUGCUAGUCAGUUGAAAGAGCGAAACAUUAUUUACAUAUUAACGGUUUAUUAUGGCAUUGAAAAGUCAUUUUCUGGUUUAUUUCCACAUGUUGUGCAGUGGUUGCUGAGUUCACACAACACUCAACUACUUCUCAUUGUGUUUCUAUUCAUCAUCUCCUUGCUAUUGGUUGGCUUCUUUGGAUACCAUGCCCAUCUCUGCCUCACAAAUACAACUACAAACGAGACAUAUAAGUGGCAAGAGUACAUAAGCUGGAAGAGAAAGGUGAACGAAGCCAAAGCCAGCGCUGCUGCUGUUAGGGCGAGCAUAAAUGCAAUGAAUAGAGAAGCAAAAGCUCAAGAGAGCAAAUGGAGGUUAUUCUUCCGUAAGUCUCCACUGCAGAAUGUGGAGGUUGUCGUUAAAGAUAAUAUAUAUGACAGGGGCAUCUUCAGUAAUAUUUCUGAGAUUGUAGUUCCUCUUUCAGAGAGACGGUCUUUUCUCCGAAAGAAAACCUCAUAGACUUCUAUGUAUUGUUCAUGUCUUCUUGUUUGUUCAACCUCAUAGACUUCUAUGUACUGUCCAUGUCUUCUAUAUAGUGAAGUAUAUGGGAAUGAGUUUCACCCCUCUUCUUUAUGCUCAUGAGGGUUUGAUCUUUUAAGUGUCAAUGUGAACUCUAAGCAUAUGAAGUUUGGUUAAUACUGAAAUCUAUUUGCGGGUUGUGAUUC